AUGCAAUGGCAGAAAAACAUCAAGGAUGCUGAGAGCUCUCUGGUCAAGUUCAGGGUAUUCGCGCCGAACAUUGCUCUUGCAUCGCGUAAGCAUCCCAACUUCGCAAUGCUGCCUCGAUUGAGGUCCAUCAUACGGCGAGGGGCCGCGCUGCAUGUUGCGCCUGCAACACGCACGACAAGUACCGCCUCCGCUGGAACACACACCAUCCUGCGGCAGCGUGCAGCGCGCACUUCGGGAUGGCCCGCUCCGGUCUCUCAAUCACGUGUCCUGUCUUCACUUGCGCGUAAAUCAUCUCGCGCUACCCAGAAUCUCGCGAAGACCCCUGGGCAUAUUUCCAGCGAUGCUUUGGCUGCUGGUCAUCUUCAAUCAGCGUUUCCCAAGAAGACUGUCAUUUUCCUUGUUGUGAUCAGUGGCCUGAUAUACUACUUUGUCGACGUGGAAGACCUGGACUGGACCGACGAUGUACAUCUCAGCUUUCAAGAUGAUGGAUCACAUGCUACGCCGGUGCAUUUUAACGAAACUAAGGAGGAUCUCGACCACUAUCUGCAGUUCCACGUAAUGGAUCCAGCUGCGGCGCUCAAGGAUCCUAACAUAGCCAAAUUCUUGAGUUCGCAGUUUGAAAAGCUUGCAUUUGGAUGGAAGAUGAGCGAAGACGACGCAAAGGCAGACAGGCUUCCGGUUACCCAUGGCUGCCGAUUCAGGAGCAACGAGCCAUGUGAGGACUUCUUUUCGCUGGGAACUAGCCCUGGGCCAGGAGAGCAGCCUUGGAACUACUGGAGUAUAUUCGAUGGCCAUGCCGGGCGGCACUGUGCAAAUGUCUUGCAAUGGACCUUGAUUCCGCAGCUUUCUUCAGCGUUACUUGGCUUGCCUGCAAACUCCUCAUCGCCUGAAAUUGACAGCACUAUCAAGCGAACGUUCCUCCGCCUCGACAAGAACAUAAUGGACACUGCGCAAACUGCAGCUAAUUGGUUCCCUGCUGCUAAUGCAGCUGCGAUCAAUGCCUUGGCGCCUGCCUUGUCAGGCUCGUGCGCUUUACUGGCAGCAUUUGAUCCCAAGAAUGAUACCCUUCGUGUUGCUUGCGUAGGCGACAGUCGCGCUGUGCUAGGUCGCUGGGACCCAUCUACGAGAUCCUACACCAGCAUUCCCCUUUCCAUCGAUCAGACUGGGUUUAAUGAGAAAGAGGUCGCUCGCCUCGCGCAAGACCAUCCUGGCGAGCCCGAUAUCAUCGACCCCAAGUCCGGUCGCCUAUUAGGUCUCGCAGUUACACGUGCCUUUGGCGACCACCGCUGGAAAUGGGACAACGACUUCGUCGCCAAGAUGAAGUACAAAUUCUGGGGAACUUCACCUCGGCCAGGGAGCAAGACACCGCCGUAUCUCACCGCGGAGCCGGAAAUCACUGAAACUGAGAUUGUCCGUGUCGAGCCUGGAGCAGGUGGCAAGAGCGAUUUCAUGAUUAUGGCCUCGGACGGACUUUGGGAUCGUAUCUCCUCGGAACACGCAGUCGAAUGCGUCCAGCGCUGGCUCGAAGCCAAAUCUCGCGGCGGCGGCUCCGUCACCAAAGACCCACGCUUGAUUGAGAACCCACCACGCUUCCCAACAAACUUCACAACACUAGAAGACGGCAUUGAAGUCGACCCUGAGAACGGUUUGGAAGUCGAUUGGAAAGCAACGCCGGAGUUCUUUGCAAUUGAAGAUGACAACGCGGCGGUGUGUUUGGCACGGAACGCGAUGGGUGGCACGAGGAGGGGCUUAUUUACAGGUAUUUUGAGCUUGCCGUCGCCAAUGUGUAGGAAUGCGGUAGAUGAUACGACGAUUAUGGUCGUGUUUUUCGAUAAGGUGGAGGAGUAUGAGAAUGCAGAGAAGCGCGUGGAGAAGGGGAAGAAGAGUUGGUGGAAGCCUUUGUAG
Parastagonospora nodorum SN15 is the source of this 1905-nucleotide messenger RNA. RefSeq lists its product as hypothetical. Gene Ontology annotation, biological process: protein dephosphorylation. Bases 1 to 1905 code for a protein of 634 amino acids. The record is from RefSeq and is a predicted model, not a curated record. The transcript is spliced from 3 exons. NCBI's taxonomy places the organism in Eukaryota, Fungi, Ascomycota, Dothideomycetes, Pleosporales, Phaeosphaeriaceae. Gene Ontology annotation, molecular function: protein serine/threonine phosphatase activity.